Molecule: messenger RNA, 885 nt
Organism: Phaeoacremonium minimum UCRPA7
Lineage: Eukaryota; Fungi; Ascomycota; Sordariomycetes; Togniniales; Togniniaceae
Product: putative mannose-p-dolichol utilization defect 1 protein
Exons: 2
Coding region: 1-885 (294 amino acids)
Source: RefSeq, a predicted model, not a curated record
AUGGACCAAGCGCUUCUGCAACUGCGUUCCACCCUGCAGCCUGUGCUGCAACCUGUGACGAGAAGCCUGCCGCCUCCAGUACGAGACUUUGGCAUCUCCCUCCUUGGUCAUAGAUGCUACCAGCAUCUGGUUGUUGAUGUCGACGUCACCGACACUAAGUGCCUCCAGCUUGCCAUUUCAAAGGCCCUUGGUAUCGGCAUCGUAGCAGCGAGCUCCAUUGUCAAGGUCCCGCAGAUCAUCAACCUCGUCAACUCCAAGUCCGCCGCGGGUAUCAGCUUCUUAUCCUACCUGCUCGAGACGUCUAGCUAUCUGAUCAGCCUCGCGUACAAUGUCCGAAAUGGAUUCCCCUUCAGCACAUAUGGCGAGACCGCGCUCAUUCUCGGCCAAAAUGUCAUCAUUACGGUACUGGUUCUGAGAUACAGCGGCAAGACGAGCAUGGCGGCACUGUUUGUUGCGGCUCUGGCUGCCAGCGUUGCCACGCUCUUCACCGAGACUGUCGUGGACAUGGGAACAUUGGGUUAUCUUCAAGCCGGAGCUGGUACGCUCGGCGUUGCUAGCAAGCUCCCCCAGAUCAUUGCCAUCUGGCAGGAGGGAAGCACCGGACAGCUCAGCGCAUUCGCUGUUUUCAACUACCUUAUCGGUUCACUCGUCCGCAUCUUCACUACAUUCCAAGAGGUGGAUGACAAGUUGAUCCUGUACAGCUUUAUUGCCGGUUUCGCACUGAACCUGGUACUUGCUGCUCAGAUGGUAUACUACUGGAACACGCCAUCAAAGAAGGCGUUGGGCAAGCAGAAGGAGAAGGCCUCCAUUGAGGCGGCUCCUUCGGCGUCGACCACCGCGACGACGCCGAAGAGCAAGACACCAACCACGCGUCGCCGAGGUUGA